Molecule: messenger RNA, 994 nt
Organism: Eurypyga helias (sunbittern)
Lineage: Eukaryota; Metazoa; Chordata; Aves; Eurypygiformes; Eurypygidae
Product: cAMP-dependent protein kinase type II-alpha regulatory subunit-like
Exons: 5
Coding region: 116-517 (133 amino acids)
Source: RefSeq, a predicted model, not a curated record
GGAUCGAGUGACGUUCAGAAGAAUUAUCUUGAAAAACAACGCAAAGAAGAGGAAGACGUACGAGUUAUUUAUUGAGUCUGUCCCCCUUCUUAAAUCCUUGGAGGCAUCCGAGCGGAUGAAGAUAGUGGAUGUAAUAGGGGAGAAAGUGUAUCAAGAUGGGGAACGUAUCAUUUCUCAGGGUGAUAAAGCAGAUUGUUUCUACAUUGUAGAAUCUGGAGAAGUAAAAAUCUUGAUUAAAAGCAAGACCAUGACCAGUAAAGAAGCUAACCAAGAAGUGGAGAUUGCCCGGUGCCACAGAGGGCAGUAUUUUGGGGAGCUCGCACUCGUUACCAACAAACCCAGAGCAGCCUCUGCCUAUGCCGUUGGGGAGGUCAAGUGUUUAGUCAUGGAUGUGCAAGCAUUUGAGAGGUUGCUUGGACCCUGCAUGAACAUUAUCAAGAGGAAUAUAACACACUAUAAGGAGCAGCUGGUGGCAAUGUUUGGCUCUAGCAUGGACCUGUUGGAUCCAGGGAAUUAGGCACAGGGUACCUCAAUGCCGCCUUAGAUCAAGACACAGAAAAGCCUCCUAUCAGCAACACAACUCACAAGGAAAACGGACACUACGGAACAGUAACUGCUGCUGUCUUCUUGGGCAUUUUAGAAACCAUAGACAAGUCUCAGCACAGACGGAUUGCUCACUCCCUGCCUCCUCUUUGCUGCUGAUUAGACCUAGAUUAACGAUGAUCCUAACCCUGUGCUCACAUACUCGGUUCCGAAUGGCAUCUGUCCAGCAGUUCAAGUGCCUGAUACGAAACCCAAAGCGUGCGAGAUGAAGCCUCCUUCUUUCUGGGGUUACCGUUGGGAUACAGUUUCAGAUCCGAUUCCGUGGCGGGAGGAUGCCUGUUCUGUAGAGGCAGCCUGUGGAACACGAGCCUUUGACGGGCUUACUGCUUUCAUCCGCUGCUUUCCUUACACGACGUCCAAUUUGCUUUUAGCUGCAGCAUCUGGGUGUGAA